AUGAAUAUACGCUCCAUACUAUGCAUAAUCAUGAACUCCAUUGUUUUUGUUGCGCUUUGUUGCUUAGCUGUGGUAUCAGCACAAAGAGGUCUACCACCACGUCCAACAUCAUUCGAAGGAAAUGCUGUCAUUCUCAAGCAGGAUUUCAAUUUGAACCCCGAUGGCUCGUACAAUUACAACUAUGAAACAAGCAAUGGAAUUCGUGCUGAUGAAGCUGGUUAUCUUAAAAACGCGGGCAAUCCCCAAUUAGAAGCCCAGGUCAUGCAAGGUUCUUAUUCUUACACUGGUCCUGAUGGUGUUGUCUAUACCAUUACCUAUAUUGCCGAUGAGAAUGGUUAUCGUGCUGAAGGUGCUCACAUUCCCACACCACCACCAGUGGCUGCUCCCGGUCCCCGAGGACGAUUCUUUUAAGUAAAUUUCCCAAAUCCCCCAAAAAAUCAGCAGAAAUUUCUACAAAAGAAUACCAAUAAAGCCACGGAACAUAAAUGAGAUUAA
Messenger RNA from Musca vetustissima, 495 nucleotides. Its product is annotated as cuticle protein CP14.6-like. The record is from RefSeq and is a predicted model, not a curated record. The transcript has 4 exons. Gene Ontology annotation, cellular component: chitin-based extracellular matrix. Gene Ontology annotation, molecular function: structural constituent of chitin-based larval cuticle. The coding region runs from base 1 to 411 and encodes 136 amino acids. Lineage: Eukaryota; Metazoa; Arthropoda; Insecta; Diptera; Muscidae.